This is a messenger RNA of Larimichthys crocea (large yellow croaker), 722 nucleotides long. RefSeq names its product golgin subfamily A member 6-like protein 7. The annotation marks the transcript as partial. The transcript has a single exon. Lineage: Eukaryota; Metazoa; Chordata; Actinopteri; Sciaenidae. The record is from RefSeq and is a predicted model, not a curated record.
GUCUCAAAAACCAACUGUCAAAUAUGACUGAAUCACUUGCAAAGGCUGAGGACAAGGUUCAGACUCAGCUGGUUAUGCUCACCACACAGGAGCAGGAGAGCACUCACCAAAAGGAGCUGCUCCAGCAACAACUGUCAGCUUCUGAGGAAGAGCUAAGGAAGAAGAAAGAGGAGAUCCAAGCCAAAGAGGAACAGAUUACACUGCUAAAGACUGGCAGUGCAAAGCAGUCAGAAAUACUACAUCAAGACAUCCAAGAUUUAAAGAAACAAGUUGAGUGUCUUAGUUCCUCGCUGAGAAAUGCUGAGGACACUUUGCAAUUCAAGGAAAACCUGUUUGCUGAACAGCAGCUACAGAGCACCCAGGACAAGGAAGCACUCCAGAUGCAGAUGGUAGCAUCUCAAGAUGAGGUGAAGAGGCUAAAUGCAGAGAUUGACACAAAGGAGGAGCAGUUAAUUCUGUUAAAGACUGAGACUUCUACACACUCUGAAUCGCUACAACAGGAGAUCGAAAGUCUGAAUAAACAGAUUAAAAAUAUGAGCAUUUUUCUUGAACUUGCCAAAGAACAGGUUCAAGCCAAAGAAGAUUUGAUGGCCAAGCAGGAGCAGGAGAGAACUCUGCAGAUUGAGGAACUUAGAAAGCACAGUGCAGUUCUUGAGGAGGACAUCAGUCGGUUGAAGGAGGAGAUCCAAACUAAAGAGGGCAAGGUAAACCUGUUGAAGGCU